Molecule: messenger RNA, 2385 nt
Organism: Vidua chalybeata
Lineage: Eukaryota; Metazoa; Chordata; Aves; Passeriformes; Viduidae
Product: histone H2A
Exons: 1
Coding region: 1874-2275 (133 amino acids)
Cellular component (GO): nucleosome
Molecular function (GO): structural constituent of chromatin; protein heterodimerization activity; DNA binding
Source: RefSeq, a predicted model, not a curated record
GCAGCUGAUCAUUCCUGCAGUGGACUCCCUACUUUUUAAUGGCUACUGGGAAUGUUCCUGCUGAUGAGCUUUUAAUUCUGAAUACCUUUGUAGUCUGCCUUCCUCCCUGGAAGAGGACACGUCUACAACAGGCUAGCAGAGUAAGGAUCACCAUGUCCUUGUCUUAACAGGGCAUCAAUAUGAUCCUUCUAUUAAUGCGGAACUAAGACCCUGAUGACUGCCAAUCUCUUUUCCUCAAAUACAAAUAAUUAUUUAUAGAGCAGUAUUUAGCACCAUAGUUCAACACAGAAUUGCUACCUACCUGACAGAAAAGCAUAGAACAGCCAUUGGGGUACCAGAUUAUAGUCUUUGCAAGAGCAGUGGUAGUGAAAGUGAAAUAAUGCAACAACAGAAACGGGGAUGCUGAGGUGGCUAAGAGUAGAAAUUGCCAGGUCCAGUACCCCAGUAGAUGCAAGGGCACCGCACCUUUCCACACCCAAGUCCAGCUAGUAACAAGGCUUGGAAUGCAUUACCAGAAGGCAAAAAUGCCUGUGUCCAGCAGCUCUGAUCAACACAGAAAACACACGGCACUCAAGUACGAAUGGUACGAGUGGCUGAAUCCUCCUCUCCAGCCAAUCAGUUUGUAAGUCUACUAGUACAGUAUAUUCAUUAACACAUCCACAUAGACAUGAAAUCAUUCCGUACCUGGCCUUAAACAGUCUGUCCAGUAACCAGCUAGUGGAUUUCCUGGUAUCAAGGCAUAUGAACAUAGAAAUUAAUCUCUCUGCUAGCUGAUCUAGGAAUGUGGCCUUCCAAUAGGUACUUCUAGGGCAGCCACUCCAUUUUCCCCAGUAAGGUGGCUUAGCGCUACCUCCAGUGAGCAUCCUGCUGACCCUGAUCUCUCCCUGAUCUGGUCCUGGGCUCCAAAGCCCAUUAUCCUACUUGCUCUCUAGGUCUGGCUCCUUUGCUAGGGAACACUCAACACUUGCAUUCUACCUAGCCCUGGCCGCUCCCUGCAUGUGCUGAAGUCUUCCCAUUUGCUGGAACCACUGGCUGCUCUGACCUGUGUCCUAAUCUCAGUUGCUAGCACUUAGACCUCCAGAGGCACACAGUGUAGACAGUCUGCUCACUCUGGGGAAAAAAAAAUACAAGUUGGGUUAAGUAAGACAGCACAGACUGCAGAGAUAAUUCCUACUGAUCAGCAACAUUUUAAAACAUUACCACUUUCUUCACUUUUAUUUUUCCUUCAGUGUUCCCAUGUUUUUUUUUCUCCUAGUCCACUUUGACUCCUCACUCUCCUUUGGUGCUUCUCUUAAUAUACCCAUAUUAUAAACCCAUGAUAUAGCUCACACAUUCACAAAAGGAUCCAGAGAAGACUCUCAUGGUAGGUUUUUUCACAUCCCUAACUGCUCUUCCCCCCAUUUGCCACCCUAAGGCAAAUGCCCCUACAGACAGGGAUACCUCUCAGUCUGUAGGCAUCCCGGAGCCCCUCUACCUCGCUCUGGGUCGAAGCCAGGCCCAGGGACUGUCUCCAGCCCUCAUAAAGCACCGUGGCCUGGACGGGCGGCACGAAAGGCUCUGAGGGAUCGGCAUCUCCCCGCAGUGGGCGGGCCGGCAUCACGCAUGCUCGCUGAGGGCCCCACCAAUAGCCUCUGCGUGGUUUAAAUUUGGCGCCUCGCUCGCUGAUUGGUCGGAUCCCGCAGCCAACACAUUCAGAGCAAGCGCGAUGGUCUCACAGAAGCGACCAGUCAGCAAAAAGCUUCUUCCGACAAACGCACCGAUAGGUGGGGACGGUGGCGCUGUCCAAUGAGGGGGACCCUACUUGGCGGGAGGUUAUAAAAAUGCCGGGCGCGGCCUCUCCAGUCGCAUCGGUUCAGCAGUGGAGCGAGACGCCAUGUCCGGCCGCGGCAAGAGUGGCGGUAAGGCCCGUGCUAAGGCCAAGUCUCGCUCGUCCCGGGCUGGGCUGCAGUUCCCGGUAGGGCGCGUUCACCGACUGCUGCGGCGCGGGCACUACGCGGAGCGGGUGGGGGCUGGUGCGCCCGUGUAUCUGGCGGCCGUGCUCGAGUACCUGACCGCUGAGAUCCUGGAGCUCGCGGGCAACGCGGCGCGCGACAACAAGAAGACGCGCAUCAUCCCCCGUCACCUGCAGCUGGCGGUGCGCAACGACGAGGAGCUCAACAAGCUGUUAGGCGGCGUUACCAUCGCGCAGGGCGGCGUCCUGCCCAACAUCCAGGCUGUGCUGCUGCCCAAGAAGACCAGCAAGAAGGGCAGCGGGCAGCAGUCGCAGGAGUACUAGGCCGGCUCUCCCGGCACAACUCAAAGGCCCUUUUCAGGGCCACCCCAUUGCUCACCGGGAGAGCUGCGAUCCGCGGAGGAGGCAGGAGGAGGGAAGGGGACGAGAGGCGC